Molecule: messenger RNA, 17837 nt
Organism: Amblyraja radiata (thorny skate)
Lineage: Eukaryota; Metazoa; Chordata; Chondrichthyes; Rajiformes; Rajidae
Gene: hmcn1
Product: hemicentin 1
Exons: 107
Coding region: 510-17402 (5630 amino acids)
Biological process (GO): synapse organization; homophilic cell-cell adhesion
Cellular component (GO): axon; plasma membrane; neuronal cell body
Molecular function (GO): axon guidance receptor activity; calcium ion binding
Source: RefSeq, a predicted model, not a curated record
AAAAAAGUGCUGAGCGCUCGAUGCCUUUUGCAUUGAUCCCUGGAGUCAACAAACAGUACUGAAAGAGCUGACCUUUAAACUAAGCACUCGCCCCAAAGCGGGCCCCUAAAAUCCCAGUGACUCCAGUGCAAUGUGCUCCAAUCGGCACACAGCGCUCACCGGGGGUAUCAUCUUGCCUCGUUGAGGAGAGGGAAGGGGCUGAGCCGAACAGUCCAGCUCCAGUCUGAACCAAAUCCUCCCACAGUCAGGCUGCUCGCUACAUCUGGCCACUUCAACCGCUCUAACUGUACAAGAGAGAGGGACGGCGCGACGCGACCAGGCAGAGGACCUGUAGCUUUGAACAACCUUUGGAGAUCGCCAAACCAGAGGAGAGAAACGUUUAUUGUUUCUGUUGCCUCGCAGAUCAAACGUUUGUUUUUUUUUUCUAAAUGCAUCGCCAAGAUUUACGCGUCGUUUGACUUUUGGUGGAAGGUAUUCUGCCCUUGUUUGAACCGACCGUGCCAACGAACAUGAAGUGGUUGGUUCAAACCUUCACAGCGUGCCUUGUCCUGCUUUCGCGUCCGGCCACUCUAGAUGUUCCUGGAGGCGAGGAGAAGGCGCCGGACGUCCCGGAGGGAGCCUCCACCCUCGCCUUCGUGUUUGAUGUCACCGGCUCCAUGUACGAUGACUUGGUCCAAGUCAUCGAAGGAGCUUCCAAGAUUUUGGAAACGUCCCUCAGUCGACCCAAGAAGCCCCUAUACAACUUUGCCCUUGUGCCCUUUCACGACCCAGAGGUUGGACCAGUCACCAUUACUACAGAUCCAAAGAAGUUUCAAUAUGAACUCAGAGAACUAUAUGUACAGGGUGGUGGUGACUGCCCAGAAAUGAGCAUCAGUGCAAUCAAAAUCGCUUUGGAAAUCUCCCUUCCUGGGUCUUUCAUCUACGUCUUCACAGAUGCACGAUCAAAGGACUACAAGCUAGCUCACGAAGUAUUGCAGCUUAUCCAGCAGAAGCAAUCUCAGGUUGUAUUUGUGCUCACUGGAGACUGUGAUGAUCGAAGCCAUGUUGGUUAUAAGGUAUAUGAAGAAAUCGCUUCCACGAGUUCUGGCCAGGUCUUCCACCUUGACAAGAAACAAGUCAAUGAGGUUCUGAAAUGGGUAAAAGAAGCAGUCCAAGCAUCCAAAGUUCAUCUGCUUUCCACAGACCAUGCCGUACAGUCCAUAAACACCUGGCAAAUUCCCUUUGAUCCCAGUCUCCGAGAGGUGACAGUGUCUCUCAGUGGUCCUGCCCCUUUUAUUGAGAUCCAGGAUCCUUCAGGAAAAAUAAUAAGGAAAGAAUCUGGUCUUAAUCAGCUUUUAUAUAUCGUGAACUCUGCCAGGGUGGUUAACAUCAAGGAUCCAGGACCAGGACUUUGGACCAUUAAGACUGCAAGUGCUGGGAGGCAUUCAGUUCGAAUCACAGGCCUCAGUACUAUUGACUUUCGAGCUGGAUUUUCACGAAAACCAACAAUUAAUUUCAAGAGGAUUGGCAACAGACCUGUGCAAGGUAUCCCAACGUACCUACUGUUGAAUACAACUGGACUCGCACCUCCUGCUCGAGUGGAUCGCGUGGAGCUUCUCAGCACGUCGGGCACGACAUUGAAGACGAUUCCAAUAAGGUAUUACCCUGACCGAAAGCCUUACAGCGUCCUGAACGUGACUGAAUUUAUUCCACCCGAUGAAGCCUUUUUCUUGAAAGUGACUGGAUAUGACACCAAAGAGUACCUCUUCCAGCGAGUAUCCAGUGUGUCGUACUCCAACAUUGUCCCAGGUGCUCCAAAGGUCACAAUGCCGGCGCAGACUCCAGGUUACUACCUGCAGACUGGCUACAUCUCAUGUACUGUGGAAAGCCUCAUUCCCUUCACACUGCGUUUCAGCAGAGCUGGUUCAAAACUUGGAACAGAUCAGUUUUACAAGGAAUCUGCCAUUGUGGGUUUGGAAAUCCCUCGUGUUUCUGCAGUGCAUGAAGGCUUUUAUGAAUGCAUAGCAAUCAGCAGUGCUGGCACUGGGCGUGCACAGACCUUCCUGGAUGUAUCAGAGCCGCCUCCAAUAAUUCAAGUGCCCAACAAUGUUACUGCCAUUCCUGGGGAGAGGGCCAUACUCACCUGCUUGACACUCAGCACAGUGCGUUACAACCUCACCUGGAGUAGAAAUGGCUUUGACCCAAGACUGGCAGAGAGACACAGGGUGCGAGUAAUGAGCAACCUGUCUCUGGAGAUCAGGAGUGUGCAGCCAGCCGACGCUGGCCCAUUCAGCUGCAUCGCUGCAAAUGAAGGGGGGGCCACGUCUGCUUCUGUCUACUUGAUUGUGCAAGAACCUCCACGAGUCACCGUGUAUCCCACAAACCAGACCUUCACAGAAGGGAGGGAGGUGCAAAUCGGCUGCACUGCCACUGGCUACCCACAUCCACACAUAGUCUGGACUCAUAAUGACAUGUUUCUAAUGGGAACAAACAGGCAUAUGCUAAGCAAAACUGGCAGUCUAAUUAUUAGACCUGCUUCUCGGAAGGAUUCUGGAAUUUAUACCUGCCUGAGCAGUAACGCUGCAGGGACAGACAGACAGGCAUCCAUCCUCACCUAUAUAGAGGCUCCAAAGGUUACUGUUGUCCGAAAGGAAAUCCUUAUUGGCCUUGGGGAUACUGCAGUUCUGGAAUGCAGAGCCUCUGGUGUUCCAGAGCCAGCGGUCAAAUGGUUCAAAGGUGACCUCGAGCUGAAUCCUUCCAAUUUUCUGAGCAUUGAUAGUCGUGGAGGUAUUCUGGAGAUACAGGAAAUACAGGACUUGGAUGCUGGAGACUAUACCUGUGUGGCUGUGAAUUAUGCUGGAAGAGCGUCUGGCCAGGUUACUUUGGAUGUUGGUUCGUCACCUGUUUUCUCGCAAGCCCCGUUGGAUAUCUCCAAGGACAUUGGUUCAAAUCUGACAUUGCCUUGCCAGGCGCUGGGUUACCCCAACCCCCGGAUCAGGUGGCGGCGAGUGGAUGGGGUGUCCAUCUUCUCCAGACACUCCACAGUUAGUUCAGUGACUCAACUGAGAACAGGAAGUCUCUUUUUUAACAAUCUCUGGGUGGAGGAUGAAGCCACAUACAUCUGUGAAGCUGAAAACCAGUUUGGAAAGAUCCAGGCUCAGGCUACCGUGACAGUAACAGGAUUGGUUAAACCGCUGAUUGGCAUCAGACCAGGUGUGGUCAACAUCAUUGAAGGGCAGCCUUUGACCUUGCCGUGUAUAUUAUUGGCUGGAAAUCCUCUCCCAGAGCGACGUUGGAUAAAAAAUAACGUAAAGGUGAUAUCAGAUGGGUAUGUGACUGUACGCAGGGAUAAAAGUCUUCAUAUUGAAAGGAUUCGCCUACGAGAUGGUGGAAAAUAUAUGUGUCUUGCCAGCAACGUGGCUGGAACAAGCAACAGAACAACUACUGUGACCAUAUUUGUGCUCCCCACCAUACAAUAUGGACCUCAGAUAUUCAGCACCAUUGAGGGAGUUCCAGUUCGACUACCUUGUAAAGUACAUGGUGUUCCCAAGCCUUCUGUUGCCUGGUCUAAGAAUGGCGAACUCAUUAGCCAGCAUUUGAGGAACGUCAGUAUUCAAUCCGUUGGCAGUUUACUGAUAUCUUCACCAAGUGGCAGAGAGACUGGGGAAUUUGUGUGCACAGCUACAAACGCCGCAGGUUAUGCCUCACGCAAAGUUCAGCUGACAGUUUAUGUUAAACCAAGAAUUGUUACUCAGUCGGGAGGAGGAUCUGCAGGGAGAGGUCCAAUGGAAUUAUCAGUGAUAGAAGGAGAAGAUAUUACGUUGCCUUGUGAAGUCCAUAGCUUUCCACCUCCCGUUAUCCACUGGGCCAAAAAUAUGCAACUUAUCUCUCCUUUCUCACCAAGACACACUCAACUUUCCUCUGGAUCACUGAAGAUUAUUGCGACCAGACUGUCAGAUACUGCAAUGUACUUUUGUGUUGCUACAAAUAUUGCUGGGAACAUUACACAAUAUAUUAGACUGAAUGUCCAUGUUCCUCCAAGAAUUCAGUCCGGACCCCGCAUUAUGAAAGUCCAAUCUGGUCACAGGAUUGACAUCCCCUGCAAUGCACAGGGUGUGCCAACCCCCACCAUAACCUGGUAUAAAGGAGGGAGAAGCAUUCACUUCAAUAAGGAGCCGUACAGUGUGACUGCAGAAGGAACGCUGACUAUUAAGCGGGUCCAACUCAGCGAUGAUGGACCUUAUACGUGUGUCGCCAAGAAUGUGGCUGGUCAACAUGAAGUAAAUACAACUCUACAGGUUCACGAACCUCCUACUGUUGAAGACCCAGGACCUCCAUAUAAUACUCCUUUCCAAGAGAGAAUGGCAAACCAACGUAUUGCAUUCCCGUGCCCAGCCAAAGGUACCCCAAAACCUGUAAUUAAGUGGCUACGCAAUGGAAGAGAGCUAACUGGACGUGAGCCUGGUGUUUCCAUUUUGGAUGAUGGGACCUUGCUCAUUGAUACAGUUUCACCACAUGAUAAUGGAGAAUAUGUCUGUGUGGCAGUCAAUGAGGCUGGAACAACAGAAAGAAAAUACCAGCUCAAGGUCCAUGUCCCUCCUGAUAUCAGGGAUGAUGGAAAGCCAGCCAAUCUAUCAGUUGUCAUGAACCAACCCAUCAACCUCUUCUGUGAUGUGUCGGGACACCCUGCUCCCAUUAUAUCCUGGUACAAAGAUGGACUCCCAGUUAGGGGCAGUCAUGCCAUACAGAUAUUGAACAGAGGAAAGACCCUGAGAGUGCACAAGACUGCAACUGGUGACACAGGGAGAUACACCUGUCGAGGAAUCAACAUUGCCGGAACUGCAGAGAAGAUUUUCAACUUGGAAGUGCUAGUUCCUCCGAGUAUAAUAGGUGCUGGCAGUCCAAGUGAAGUCUCAGUGAUUCUGAAUCAGGAAGCAUCGCUGGAGUGUAAAGUCCAAGGCAUUCCAUUUCCACAUAUUCAGUGGUACAAGGACCACAGGGUUCUUUUCCUGGGUAGCCCUAACAUGGAGGUAAGAAAUGAUGGCCAGGUGCUACACAUAAAGAGUGCACGUUUAUCUGACCAAGGCAACUACCAAUGCAGUGCUGUGAAUGCUGCAGGAAAACGAUUCAAGGAGUUCAAACUCAACGUCUAUGUUGCACCUAGCAUCAAAGGCGGUAAUAUCUCAAGUGACGUGACCGUUCUGCUCAACAACCCUGUCCUACUGGAAUGUGAAGCUCGCGGCGUUCCCCUGCCUGCCAUAACGUGGUACAGAGCCAACCGCCCAAUCAUCUCCAGUUCGCAAGCUACGUAUAUUGACAGAGGGCACUUUCUUCAGAUACCUCGGGCCCAUGUAUCAGACGCUGGUCAAUACUCCUGCCGUGUCACCAGCAUCGCUGGAACUGCUGAAAAACUCUAUGAGCUAGAUGUGUAUGUUCCUCCAAAUGUUGAAGGACAGCCUGAUACCCCUCUGUUGAAGAAAGUAAUUGCUAAUAGCUCAGUGGUUCUACACUGUGAGGCAUCUGGCCACCCACCUCCGGUUCUUACUUGGCUGAAGGAUGGGGGCCCCGUGAAAGCUACUAACCACAUGCGUGUCCUGCAGGGAGGCAGGAUGUUGGAGAUUCUCAAUGUGGUCGUGGCCAAUGCAGGGGGCUACACGUGCGUGGCUAGUAGUAUUGCCGGAGAAAGCCAAAUAAAGUACACCUUGGAUGUUCUAGUGCCUCCAAAUAUAGAAGGGGGUGAUGAAGCCAUGGAUGCCACAGUAAUUGCCCAUUAUACUCUGGAACUUGAGUGUAAUGCAGCUGGAACUCCUCCUCCGAAUAUUAUGUGGAUGAAGGAUGGCCAACCUAUUAAACAUAUAGCUGGUGUUCAAAUUACAGCCAAUGGUCAGAAAUUGAUCAUCUUCCAAGCCCAGAUCUCUAACACAGGCAGAUACCAGUGUGUAGCUACUAAUGAAGCAGGCAGUCGGCAGCGAGAAUUUAAUGUCAUUGUUCAAGUCUCCCCAACAAUUAGAUCAAUGGGCCCCCUGGAAAGAUCAGUUGUUGUUCAUAAAACAGUGAUCCUGCAAUGCGUAGCUAAUGGGAUCCCAAACCCCACCAUUACAUGGCUCAAAGAUGGACGGCCUGUAAACACAGCAAGAGGAAACAUCAAGCUGGAGUUUGCAGGUCAUAAGCUGCAGAUUGUGAAUGUUUUACUGGAGGAUGCGGGCCGGUAUACAUGUGUGGCAACAAACGCUGCUGGAGAAGCACAGCAGCACAUCAGACUCAACGUGCAUGAACCUCCGACCAUUGAAGAUGGAGGCCUAACUCUGAACAAGACUGUGAUUGUUGGAAAUCCAAUAGAACUGAAGUGUAAAGCAGCAGGAAACCCAAUACCAGCUAUAAUAUGGUUCAAAGACAACCGGCCCAUCAACACAAGAUUUGGAGCUUCCACAUUGAACCGCGGUCAAGUUUUCCAGAUUACCAAUGCCCAGGUAACAGACAUGGGUGUGUACAAGUGUACAGCCAUCAAUGUGGCAGGAGCUGCUGAGAUAUCCUACAAAGUCGACAUUUAUGUUCCUCCAACAAUCUCCGGCAGCAGUGACAUGGUGACGGUGGUGGUCAAUAAUCCUGCUAGAUUGGAGUGCGAGGCCAGUGGAAUCCCGAUGCCAAACCUGACAUGGCUGAAAGAUGGCAGCCCCAUCUCCAGCUUUUCCGAUGCAGUUCAGAUUCUGUCUGGGGGCCGAGUGCUUGCUAUCACCAGUGCUCAGAUCAGUGACACUGGCAAGUACGUGUGUGUAGCCGUGAAUGCUGCAGGAGAACAGCAGAGGGACAUUGAUCUCAGAGUUUAUGUUCCUCCAAAUAUCAUGGGAGAAGAGCAGAAUGUCUCGGUCACCAUAAACCAAGGUGUUGUGCUCAAGUGUGAAAGUAAUGCAAUCCCUCCUCCAAUACUGCACUGGCUAAAGGAUGGAAGGCCUCUCUUCAAGAAGCCAGGUCUCAGUGUUUCUAAUGAUGGAAGUACCCUAACAAUUGAAGCUGCUCAUGUUCUGGAUACAGGGCGUUAUACAUGUGAAGCCACAAACGUGGCUGGUAAAACAGAAAAAAACUACAACUUAAACAUUUGGGUUCCACCCAAUAUUCAAGGAUCAAAUGAAUUAUCCAAGCUGACAGUCAUAGAAGGAAACCUAAUCAGCUUAGUUUGUGAAUCCAGUGGUAUUCCACCACCAAGCUUGAUGUGGAAGAAGAAUGGUUCCCCGUUACUGAAUGAUCUAAAUGGAGAGGUCCGUGUUGUCUCAGGUGGGCGACAGUUGCAGGUCUCCAAUGCUAAACCAUCAGACAGUGCAUCCUACACUUGUGUGGCCACCAAUAUUGUUGGAACUACAAUGAAAGAAUACACGCUGGAAGUCUAUGUCCGGCCAACCAUCAGCAACAGCGGGAGGCACCCAACAGAAGUCAUUAUUAUUCAAGGGAAUGACGCUACCUUAGAAUGUGAGGCUCAAGGAAUUCCUCGGCCAGCACUGACAUGGAUGAAAGAUGACCAUCCCCUUGUGCAUGACAGAAGCGUGAACAUUUUAAAUGGUGGACAGCUACUCCAGAUUAAGAAUACGCAGGUUUAUGACACUGGGCGGUAUACGUGUGUGGCUGUGAAUGUAGCAGGGCAAGUCGAUAAGAAAUAUGAUCUCAACAUACAUGUGCCACCAAGUAUUAGUGGAACCAGUGGGUUUCCAGAGAAUGUCAGUGUUGUGGUUAAAAAUCCUGUUGCAUUGACUUGCGAAGCCUCAGGCAUCCCUCUUCCAUCAAUCACAUGGCUAAAGGAUGGACAGCCAAUCAGUCAAAGCAAUGCUUUGAGAAUCCUCUCGGGAGGUCGUAUACUACGCCUGAUGCAUGCAGCAGAGGAGGAUUCUGGGAUGUACUCGUGUGUUGUGACAAAUGCUGCAGGGGAAGAGAUCAAAGGCUUUGACCUUGAUGUCUUAGUACCACCCAGCAUAAUUAAUGAUAAGAUGGAAGAUGUAAAAAUAAAGGAGAAUCGCAGUAUCACUCUCACUUGUGAGGUUUCAGGCAAUCCAGUUCCACAAAUAAGAUGGCUGAAGGAUGGUGAACUUUUGACUGACGACCUGCAGCAUCAGAUCCUAUCCAGUGGGCGUUUUCUACAGAUUGGAAUGGCACGUGUGUCUGACACCGGGCGAUACACUUGCAUUGCUUCUAACACAGCGGGGGACAAGAACAAGAAUUUCAAUCUAAAUGUGCUAGUGUCUCCAAAAAUUCUUGGUGUUGACAGUGAAGGCACUCCGGAGGAUGUCACUGUUAUUCUGAACAAUCCCACCUCCCUUGUGUGCGAGGCACAGUCAUACCCACCUGCAAUUAUCACCUGGCUUAAAGAUGGAGCACCUUUUGAAUCCAACAAAAAUGUUCAUAUUCUUCCAGGAGGAAGAACUCUUCAGAUUCUCAAUGCUCAGGAAAAGGAUGCUGGAAGAUAUACCUGUAUUGCUACUAAUGAGGCUGGAGAAACAUUAAAAAAUUAUGAAGUCAAGGUUUAUAUCCCUCCUACUAUCAACAAAGAUGAUAACCUGGAUUUUGGUCUGUCUCCUGAAGAAGUUAAGAUUAAAGUAAACAGCACCCUGACUCUCGAGUGUGAAUCUUAUGCAAUUCCAGCAGCCACCCUCCACUGGUACAAAGAUGGACAGCCUCUGCAGGUGGGUGAUCACAUCACCAUCACGGCAAAUAGCCGGAUUAUUCAAAUCAAGAAUACCCAGAUUUCAGAUACAGGACGGUAUACUUGUGUGGCCACCAAUAUUGCUGGAGAGGACGAGAAAGAUUAUGAUGUAAAUGUUCAAGUUCCACCAAGUUUUAUGAAGCCGGAAAAUAGCCAUGAUAUAAACGGGAGAGCACUGGAUGGGAGCAGAGUAGUUGAAUUCAAGGAUGUAGUCAUUAACAACCACAUCUCCUUGUACUGUGAGACCAAUGCUGUCCCUCCACCAUCUCUCACUUGGUACAAAGACGGCAUACUGCUGACAUCAAAUGGCAAUGUUCUGAUACUGCCAGGAGGACGCAUUCUACAGAUACCCAGAGCACAAGCUGAGGAUGCAGGGAGGUAUACAUGCGUGGCCAUGAAUGAAGCAGGCAAAGACUCGAUUCAGUAUGAACUGAGGGUUAUGACUCCUCCUUCUAUUAAACGGAUUGACAGUGAUUUACCUGAAGAAGUCAUUGUACUGGUUAACAAGACUGCCAUGUUAGACUGCAUUGUCAGUGGAACACCCACUCCCAAAAUCACCUGGCUCAAGGAUGGCCAGCGGUUAGAAGCAAAUGAUCCCUACAAACUCCUCGCCAAUGGACGAACACUUCAGGUGCUCAAUGCUCAAGUGUCAGAUACCGGCAGAUAUAUUUGUGUUGCCAAAAAUGUAGCUGGAAGUACUGAAAAAUACUACAAUUUAAAUGUCCAUGUGCCACCCAGUAUCGUGGGCUUCAACACAGAGAACAUGACUGUUGUGAUAAAUAACUUCUUCUCUUUGACGUGUGAAGCCACUGCUUUUCCCCCACCCAGCCUCACCUGGCUUAAAGACGGGACACCUCUGCAUUCCAACACCAACAUACUCAUCUUGCCAGGAGGCCGGACUGUUCAGUUGCCUCGGGCUAAGCUCACCGAUGGAGGAAAAUACACGUGUUUGGCCAUGAAUCAAGCAGGAGAAGCUGAAAAGCAGAUUUACCUCACAGUUUAUGUUCCACCAACUAUUAAGGAUGGGCCAGGGGAUUCCCCACACUCGGUCAGUGUCCGCACUGGGAGUACAGCCAUGCUGGAGUGUGAAUCAAAUGCAGUACCACCACCCAUCGUCACCUGGUUUAAGAAUGGCCGGCCAGUUAUCCAGUCCAGCAACAUUCGAAUUCUGGCCAAUGGCCAAACUCUGGAGAUCACAAAUGCUGAGAUUUCAGACACAGGCCAGUAUGUCUGUAAGGCCACAAAUAUUGCUGGGCAAGUGGAUAAGAAUUUCCACCUCAAUGUACACGUCCCACCCAGAAUUGAAGGCCGGGCAGAGGAAAACGUCAGUGAGAUCAUUAACAAUCCUGUCACUUUUGCCUGCGAUGCUACUGGCAUUCCUCCACCGACGUUAUCUUGGCUGAAGAAUGGGAGAACCAUUGAAAAUGCUGAUUCCUUGGAGAUGCACGUUCUGUCUGGCGGCAGCAAACUGCAAAUUGUUCGCUCUCAGCUUGCAGACAGCGGCUCCUACACGUGUGUGGCAAGAAACGUGCAGGGGGUGGCUCAGAAAACCUACAUCCUGACAAUUCAAGUCCCGCCGAGUAUUUCUGGUUCCGAGAUGUCCAGUGAAGUCAGUGUUCUACUGGGUGAGAGUGUGAAGCUGUUUUGUGAUGCUGAUGGCAUUCCCAGACCUUCAGUGCAGUGGCUUAAAGACGGCAAACCUCUUAAUGAUGCUGAUGUUAAACGAGUAAGAGUGAGUCCAGAUGGCAGCACCCUCCACAUUAAUGGGACAGUGACUUCAGAUGUUGGUAAAUACACUUGUGUGGCCACCAACUCUGCCGGUGAGGAAGAUCGCAUUUUCAACCUCAAUGUUUAUGUUCCACCAACUAUUCAUGGUAAUCAGGAAGAGAACCUGGAACUCACAACUAUAUUGGACAACUCUAUUAACAUUGAGUGCAUGGCUACUGGCUCCCCUCCUCCACAGCUGAACUGGUUAAAGAAUGGGCUUCCUCUGCCCAUUUCAUCUCAGAUCCGACUGCUCUCUGCUGGCAAAGUUCUGAGAAUUGUGCGGGCACAGGUGUCAGAUGGUGGGACGUAUACAUGUGUGGCUUACAAUCGAGCCGGUGUGGACAACAAGCGUUACAAUGUAAUAGUGUACGUCCCUCCAAGGCUAGAUGGUGCUGGCGGCACGGAAGACAUCACAAUAUUACUGGGGAAUCCAGCAUCCCUAACAUGCAUCACUGAUGGAACGCCAACUCCAACGCUAGCGUGGCUGAAAGAUACAGAACCUCUCCGGCUGGGCCCGCUCAUGACCGUAGGAAACCAGGGAAUGUUGCUGCAGAUUUCUGCAGCUGAGGUGAACGACAGUGGAAUGUACACCUGUGUGGCGGCCAAUGAAGCUGGGGAGGUCAGCAAGCACUUCAGUUUGAAAGUGCUGGAUCCGCCUCAUAUCAAUGGCUCUGAUAUUACUGAGGAAGUCUUUGUGGUUGUGAACAACCCCUUAGAACUACACUGCGUUGCCACGGGCAUCCCGACUCCUAAACUGACCUGGAUUAAGGAUGGACGUCCAUUGUCUCUGACAGAUGCUGUUCACGUUCUUCAUGGUGGUGAAGUGCUGAGAAAAGAGAAUGCUCAGGUGCAAGAUACAGGUAGAUACACUUGUCUGGCAUCCAGUACAGCAGGGGAUGAUGACCGAGAGUAUUUGGUGAGGGUGCAUGUACCACCAAACAUUGCUGGUCAAAGUGGACCACAGGACAUAGCAGUGCUAAAGAAUGGACAGGUAAUCCUGGAGUGCAAAUCCGAUGCUGUACCACCUCCAACACUAGCUUGGCUAAAGGAUGGAAAACCAUUAAAGGCCACCCCUCGUCUACGUAUCCUGUCCAGUGGAAGAUACCUUCAGAUUAAUAAUGCUGAGCUUGGGGAUGCAGCUCGAUAUGUUUGUGUAGCAAGCAACAUUGCAGGGAAAAUGACAAGAGAGUUUACUGUAACAGUGAACGUUGCUCCAACAAUCAGAGGUUCACAGACGGUGACUGCCCACAUGAACCAGACAGCAGUGCUCGUAUGUGUGGUCAACGGUGUACCAACUCCUCCUGUCACCUGGAGAAAGGAUGGUGCCAUUCUCUCAGCAAGCAACUUGCGGUACUCUUUCUUAGAAGAUGGUUCAUUGCAUAUCAGCUCAGCUCAGGUAACAGAUACAGGUCGUUACCUGUGUAUGGCGACCAACGCAGCAGGAACAGCCCGUAGGAGAAUUGAUGUACAAAUCUACGUUCCUCCAUCCAUUGCUCCUGACGUCAACAAUAUCACUGUUCUAGUCAAUGUGCAGACCACUCUGGCUUGUGAAGCAUCUGGUAUCCCAAAGCCUACAGUCAGCUGGAAGAGGAAUGGGCGACUGCUCAACACUGAUCAUCAUCAGAAUAUAUACAGACUGCUUUCCUCUGGUUCUCUUGUAAUCAUCUCACCGACUGUAGAAGACACUGCGCAUUAUGACUGCAAAGUCUCGAAUUAUGCAGGGGAAGAUCAAAGAGUUAUCCAACUUACUGUACAAGUUCCUCCGUCAAUUGCGGAUGAAGCGACAGAUUUAUUGGUAACACGGUUGGCACCAGCCAUCAUUACCUGCACUGCUUCUGGCGUCCCAGAACCAAGCAUUCACUGGACCAAAGAUGGGCUCAGGCUACCAGCUCAAGGUGAAGGCUACCUCAUUCUCUCCACAGGAACAAUUGAGAUUGGUGCUGCUGAGCUCAAUCAUGCAGGAAGAUACACGUGUAUUGCAAAGAAUGCUGCUGGCACUGCACGAAGACAAAUCAACCUCCGUGUACAAGAACCUCCUGUGAUUCAAACCCAGCCCAGCAGUCUGGAGGUGAUUCUGAAUAAUCCCAUUACUCUUCCAUGUGAGGCUACUGGCACACCAAACCCCAUGAUUACAUGGCAGAAAGAAGGCAUCAGCAUUAACACUGCAGAAGGAGAUUACACUGUCCUACCUAAUGGGGGCCUUCAGAUUACACGAGCUGCAGUGAAGGAUACAGGAACGUAUAUGUGUGUUGCACAGAACCCAACUGGCACAGCGCUGGGGAAGAUUCGGCUGAGAGUGCAGGUGCCCCCAGUCAUAAUGGCCCAUCCAACAAACUAUAUCGUUGCUUUGGAUAAACCAGUCUCCAUGGUUUGUGAGGCCAAAGGACACCCAAAUCCUGAAUUCACCUGGAACAAAGAUGGACAUGCGGUUUUGGAGAGCAUUCGCCAGAGGAUCCUCAGUACUGGAGCUCUGCAGAUUGCCUUUGCCCAGUCCCAGGACACUGGGAGAUACACCUGUACAGCAUCCAACCCUGCAGGAUCCAGCAACUCUGUCAUGAUUCUGACAGUUCACAUUCCGCCCUCCAUCCGCACCUCAACCACUGAGUUCAGCACGACUGAAGAAUCUCGGGGAAUAAUACCCUGCCGUGCUGACGGACUUCCUGCGCCAGUGCUGACCUGGCAGAAAGACGGCAAAUCCGUGCAGGAAACUCCAGGAAAAUACAGAUUGUUGCGGUCAGGAGAGCUCAUUGUGGAAAAUGCAGCGCCUGAUGACGCUGGCAGCUACACUUGUAUUGCUACCAAUGUGGCCGGCCGUGAUACCAGGACUGUCACCCUGAAUGUCUUCACCCAUCCUACAUUUUCAGAACUGCCAGGCGAUGUAUCUCUCAACAAGGGGGAACACUUAGCAUUGAAUUGUGCAGCUAACGGUAUUCCUACACCCAAAAUUGCCUGGACUUUCAACAACAACAUUAUACCCGCUCGAUACGAUUAUGUUAAUGGGCACAGUGAAUUGGUAAUUGAAAAAGUGUCCAAUGAUGAUUCAGGCACAUAUGUUUGUACAGCAGAAAACCGAGUGGGAUCCAUCAAAGCCAUUGGAUUUGUGUAUGUCAAAGAGCCUCCAAUCUUUGAUGGUGAUUUCAAUCCAAACCGCAUCGAGUCGCUUGGAGGAAAUGCUAUCCUAAACUGUGAGGUGCGAGGUGAUCCACCCCCUACUAUUCAGUGGAGUAAGAAAGGAAUCCAUAUUCAGAUCAACAACAGGAUUCGCCAACUCCACAACGGUUCACUGGCUAUCUACGGCACUGUGAAUGAAGAUGCAGGAGACUAUAAGUGCAUUGCUACUAAUGAUGCCGGCGUGGUUGAGCGCAGUGUGACCCUGACUCUGCAGAGUUCCCCAGUGUUCACAGUCGAACCUAUGGAUACCAUUGCUGAUGCUGGAAACACAGUGAUGCUGAACUGCCAAGCAGGAGGAGAGCCACUUCCAACUGUGGAAUGGUCCCAGCAAGAGCGGUCACUCGUUGGGAACAACAGGAUCACAAUCUUAUCCAACAGCUCGUUGCGGCUCACAGCAGUACAGAAGGAGGACACGUCAGAAUACGAGUGUGUGGCCAGGAACCUAUUGGGUUCAGUGCUUGUCCAAAUCACCUUGACUGUACAAGUACAUGGUGGGUUUUCCGAGUGGUUGAAGUGGGGACCGUGCAGUGUGACCUGUGGACAGGGAGUACGGAAACGGCUGCGACUUUGUCAAGAUCCAGUUCCUGCAAACGGAGGACGGUAUUGCCAGGGCACUGACACAGAAACACGGGAAUGCCAAUCCAAACCUUGUCCAGUGGAUGGGAGUUGGUCCAAGUGGGGCCAGUGGGAAGAGUGUUCUCGUACUUGCGGCCAGGGAAACCGGACAAGGACCCGGAGUUGCAGUAAUCCAUCAUUCCAGUUUGGGGGGAGACGGUGUGAGGGCAAGGCAGUGGAGGCCAUCAUGUGCAACAUCCAGCCAUGUCCAGUGGUUGGUGGCUGGAGUCCCUGGUUGCCAUGGAGUCCAUGCAGUGAGACCUGUGGGAAAGGUACUCAGUCUAGAUUGCGACUCUGCAACAAUCCACCCCCAUCAUUUGAUGGGUCACACUGUGAAGGCCAAGACGCACAGACGCGCGUUUGUAGGAACAGGAUGUGCCCAGUGGAUGGGAAAUGGACACCUUGGAUCAGCUGGAGUGCUUGUAGUGUGUCAUGUGGAGGAGGCACUCGCCAAAGGGCCAGGACCUGUUCCAACCCUAUGCCGCAGCAUGGAGGCCACUACUGUGAAGGCAGUGAUGUACAAAUGGACUUCUGCAACACUGACCCGUGUCCUAUACAUGGGAAUUGGGGUCCAUGGAGCAGUUGGGGAACCUGCAGUCGAACAUGCAAUGGAGGCCAAAUGCGAAGCUAUCGUACCUGUGACAAUCCCCGGCCAGCAAGCGGUGGAAGGGCCUGUGCUGGAGCUGACACACAGAUUCACCGCUGUAACUCCGAUAUUUGCCCAGUGGAUGGAAACUGGGGUCCUUGGCAAGCAUGGAAUGAUUGUUCAGCAACAUGUGGAGGUGGAGAACAGAAGAGACUCCGUUUGUGUAACAAUCCAGUGCCAUUGAAUGGAGGCCGCUCAUGCCCAGGAGAUAGUUCUCAGGUCUCCAGGUGUAAAACGCAAACUUGUCCAGGUGGUCCUCAGCGUGCCAGGGGAAGCGUUAUAGGAAAUAUUAAUAAUGUGGAAUUUGGUGUUGCCUUGCUGAAUGCCACCAUAUUUGAGAGUUCAGAAACUGGGACACGAAAUAUACAAGCAGAAAUCUCCAAUGUGCCAAGAAGCAUUGGGCCUGCCAUGAGGAAACUCAUUUCAAUCUUAAAUCCCAUUUAUUGGACAACUGCAAAGGAAAUUGGGGUAGCAUUCAAUGGAUACACUCUAACAAAGGGAGUUUUCAGGCGGGAGACACAAGUUGAGUUUGCCACUGGAGAGAUACUACGAAUGACGCACAUUGCUAGAGGCCUGGACUCAGAUGGGGCACUAUUACUGGACAUUGUGGUGAAUGGAUUUGUGCUGCAACUUCCCUCAUCUGUAAACCUCAAUGUUAAGGACUACUCGGAGGACUAUGUUCAGACAGGACCAGGCCAGAUUUAUGCCUACUCCACCAGAAUGUUUACAGUAGAUGAUGCCAGUGUACCAUAUUCUUGGAAUCACACCAUCACUUACAAUCAUAAUCUAGGCCAAAUGCCAUUUCUUGUGGAGACACUCCAAGCUACUGCCAUUGAGGCAACAUAUAGACCACUAGAUGAAAUUCUGGAGUACAAGAUCCAUGCCAUCAUUGGAAAAGGUGACCAUAGUAAUCAGUGUCCAGGCGGUUUUGCUUUGGAUUCAGCUAGGCCCUAUUGCUCAGAUGAAGAUGAGUGUUCCAUCCAUAAUUCCUGUUCUCAUAUAUGCCACAAUGCAAUGGGGACAUACUACUGUUCCUGCCCAACUGGUCUCAGCAUUUCUGCAGAUGGAAGAACUUGUCAAGAUAUUGAUGAGUGUGCUUUAAGUGGUCGUAUUUGUCAUGCAGGCCAAGACUGCGAAAAUACCAUUGGAUCAUAUCACUGCGUAGUAAGGUGCAGCAUUGGUUUUAGGCGGACUCCUGAGGGUUUAAGUUGCCAAGAUAUCAACGAAUGCCAUGAAUCUAAUCCCUGUCAACAUCGCUGUCUAAACGUCAUUGGGAGCUACCGGUGUGUAUGCAAUCGAGGUUAUCAGCUAAGAGGUAGAAGAUGUAUAGAUAUCAAUGAGUGCAGACAAAAUGUAUGCCGUCCAGAUCAACAAUGCAAGAACAGCCGAGGGGGAUUCAGGUGCAUUGAUCUGUGUCCAAGUGGAAUGACCAAAGCUGAAAAUGAAAGUUGUAUUGAUAUCAAUGAGUGUAAAGAUGGCACCCAUCAGUGCCGUUACAACCAGAUCUGUGAGAACACUCAAGGGAGCUACCGUUGUGUUUGUCCGCGAGGUUACAGAUCUCAGGGUGUCGGAAGGCCUUGUGUUGACUUUGACGAAUGUGAACGGGUGCCUAGACCUUGUGCACACCAGUGCAUCAACACACCUGGCAGCUUCAAGUGCGUGUGUCCAGCUGGACAACAUUUGUUGGGUGAUGGGAAAUCUUGUGCUGGAUUAGAAAGAUUACCAAAUUAUGAGAGAAUUUAUAACUAUGCACAGUUCCCCAAUGUGGGUUACUACAACCAGCAACAAUUUAGUCAGACCUCACAGUAUAGACCCCGCGUGGGCUCCGGAAGCCUUUACCGUGCGCCUUUCUCGAGGACUGGCAGGAGCAUUAGAAAAACAUGCCCUGAAGGCUAUGAGGCAAAGCAUGGCAAUUGCAUAGAUAUUAAUGAAUGUGAAAACAAGGAACCUUGUCAGCAUGACUGCAAGAACAGAGCGGGGAGCUACCAAUGUCUCUGUCCCACUGGAUACAGACUCAUGCCCAACGGGAAAGCAUGUCACGAUGUUGACGAAUGUCUAGAACAAAACAUCCAUUGUGGGGCCAGUCGUAUGUGCUUCAAUAUGAGAGGCAGUUAUCAGUGCAUAGACACACCUUGUCCACAAAAAUACCAGAGAGAUCCAGUUACUGGAUUUUGCCUGAAAAACUGUCCAUCCAAUGAUCUGGAGUGUGCUCUCAGUCCCUACGCCUUGGAGUAUAAACUUGUUGCCCUCCCGUUUGGUAUUGCUGCUAACCAGGAUCUUAUCCGUCUGGUGGCUUAUACUCAUGAUGGAGUGAUGCAUCCCAGAACUGUCUUCUAUAUUGUCGAUGAGAACCCGCUGAUACCUUUUGCAAUUCGAGAUGAGAACUUGAAAGGAGUUGUAUUUACAACUAGACCACUACAAGAGCCUCAGACAUAUCGGAUGAAAGUACGAGCUUCAUCAUACAGUGCAGAUGGAAACAUUGAAUAUCAGACUACUUUUAUAGUUUAUAUUGCAGUGUCUGCAUACCCAUACUAAGAAGCACAACAACAUAUAAUUUUUAUUCACUCAAGUAAAUAGGAAUCAAGUCCACCGGAAGCAAAUGUUUAAAAUCUGCCAUUAUCUAAUACAGUUGUGAAAAUGGUGCUAUGUUUUGGCAGUACACAUACCUGAAGGUUGAAGACAGCAGGCAACACAUUGCCAAGCUGUUCAAACAAGGGAAGCAAAUCAUCAUUCUCAACAAUGGAAAGUUCUGACCAAAUUACCACCGACCAUUUAAAGUCAUUACACUGUAUAAGAAAGCGACAAGUUCUGGGAGUCAGAUAUCAAGAUGUAUUCUAUUUUUAUGAAAUGUAUAUAAGAACAAUUCUGUGCAUUUUAUAUGCAGUUACCUUUGGUGCAUUUAUUUUUUUUCCUCAAAAGACUAAAGUGUAACAUCAGAUAAUGAAAUAAAGGUCACAUCCUUCUAAUUUG